AGUUUUUAUUGAUGAGGGUUGACUUCACUCAGUAGAGGCUGAUAAAACGCACGUCACAUUACGGCCAUGCUGCAGCUGCGCGUUUUUAACAGACUUCUCCAACACUUUUAUUGGAGGACUCAAGAAUCCACAAAAGGUCUGUUACCUGGUUUUCCUUCUCAGCUGUGGGGUGGAUACAGAUCUACCUGGCGAAGAAACAAAUCAAGUCUUCCAGAUGUGAGGGAGAGGACUCUCAUAGCCGUGAAACCAGAUGGAGUUCAACGCCGUCUCGUCGGGCAAAUAAUUCACCGGUUUGAGCAGCGGGGAUUCAAGCUGGUUGGCCUGAAGAUGGUGCAGGUGUCUGAGGAUCUCCUGUCUCAGCACUACCGUGAGCUGAGAGCUAAGCCCUUCUAUCCUAGUCUGCACCAUUACAUGACCUCAGGGCCUGUGGUGGUCAUGGUAUGGGAGGGGCCCAAUGUAGUCCAGACAUCACGUAAAAUGGUAGGACACACUAACCCAACUGAAGCCCAGGCGGGCACAGUCAGAGGAGAUUUCAGCGUCCAUGUCAGCAGGAACGUUGUCCAUGCCAGUGAUUCACUGGAGGGUGCUCAACGGGAGAUCCAGCUGUGGUUUCAGGGAAAGGAUCUCCUGAACUGGGAAUGCUGCAACCAGGGCAACAUGAUGGAGGACUGAAGAUGCUUGACAGUUCAAGGCAGUGAGAAUCAGUAAUAACUACCUCUUCUCCUGCUGCCUAAUGACAGUGCCACCACAGUUUCUCUCUCUAAGUAAUUUACCUCAUUAAGUGCACUAAGAAUCAAAAGAUUUUUGCUAAAGCAAAUGUGAGAUUUUAGAAUACCAACUACGCAUAUGUACAUAUAAUACAGUAGGCAUCUUAGUCUUAGCAUUGGAUUAUUAUUGCUAUACACCA
Molecule: messenger RNA, 907 nt
Organism: Pundamilia nyererei
Lineage: Eukaryota; Metazoa; Chordata; Actinopteri; Cichliformes; Cichlidae
Gene: nme4
Product: NME/NM23 nucleoside diphosphate kinase 4
Exons: 5
Coding region: 67-672 (201 amino acids)
Biological process (GO): GTP biosynthetic process; UTP biosynthetic process; CTP biosynthetic process
Molecular function (GO): nucleoside diphosphate kinase activity
Source: RefSeq, a predicted model, not a curated record